Molecule: messenger RNA, 6848 nt
Organism: Salvelinus fontinalis (brook trout)
Lineage: Eukaryota; Metazoa; Chordata; Actinopteri; Salmoniformes; Salmonidae
Exons: 3
Coding region: 385-1884 (499 amino acids)
Source: RefSeq, a predicted model, not a curated record
AGCCAGCUAGCUGUAGCUAGCGUUCCGAACUAACAUUAUCCAAAUGCAGUUGGUUAGCUAGUAGCUACCUUCUCUCUGUCAACAGGUUUUUUAGGUUCUUUCUUAAUUUCUUAUUGUGUGACUCUUGAUUCCAUAGCCAUGCUUGACAGCGUUUGAUAAUUUAGCUAAAUUGUAAGUGGAACUUUCAACGAGUAGCAGCAGAAAAUAAAUACUAGUCGCGUGCUGAUGACGUCGGAUAAACGAUAUAAAACAGAGCCUCCUCGACGAAUCACGCCACUGGAAAUGUAAAACGAGGCCACAAAAAGUAUCUUUACUAAUUUGCCAACAGCCACCAUUUUGGGAGUCAGAAUUGUAUUGGAAAACCACCACCCUUUGGGCCUUAUUAUGGUACACACGUGCGUGGUGGCUGGCUGUCGGAAUAGAAGAAUACCAGGCACAUCAUUGUCUUUUUACCGUUUCCCACGCGAUCCCGACAGAAAGCAGCGUUGGAUAGCUGCUGUGAACCGAGAAGGCUGGCUGCCAAACGACGGGAGCAGGCUGUGUAGUACUCAUUUCAUCUCAGGUAAACAGGUGAAGAAUCCACGCUCGCCAGACUAUGUUCCCUCUGUAUUUACAUCAGCUCCCCUAUCCCCGGAGUCAGAAAUUAAGGAAGAGACUGCUGCCUUUGAAAUCUCAGACAAGCAGGAAGCCCAGGUGGAGGCGGCCAACGCCUUGCUCUUCCUGCAGGGCCAGGGUAGGUCUGUGGUCGACCGGAGACCAAGCCAGGAGGACCAUGACGUGGCCCAGAGUGCAUCCUCAUCCUCAACCAGUGACAAUGGUGAGGAAUCUGAACCAGUGUCAAGCGACAGCAAAGACAGGGGAGGGAAGCCCGGCAAAAGGUCAGCCGCAGAGCCUGACAACUAUGAGGACGUGCUCAAGAUCUUGAAGAAGGAGAACCGGGCUCUCCGGGAGUCUGUGGAUAAAUUGUCACUCUCAGAGACCUCAUUCCGGAACGACCCAGAGAAGGUCAGGUUUUACACUGGCUUGCCCAACUACUUUGUAUUUGAGACAGUCAUGUGGCUCCUCGCACCACACAUGAAUGGGACCAAGAACAUGGUCAAGCUCUCCAUGUUUCAGCAGCUGCUGCUGACACUAAUGCGUCUCCGACUUGACCUCAAGAAUCAGGACUUGGCCUACCGCUUCGGCGUGAAGGUUGGCACGGUGACCAGGACGGUGCUCAGAAUGGUUAAUGUCAUGUCCACCACGCUGGUACCCACGGCUGUCUUCUGGCCCUCCAGGGCUGAGCUCCGCAAGAACCUCCCGGCAGCUCUCCACUCGACCUACCCUGACUGUGCCGUGAUCAUAGACUGCUUCAGGGUGACCUUGGAGAAACCCGGGUCAGAAGUUAACUUGUUGUGUCAGGGGGCGUCAGCAGGGAGCAACACUCUGAAAUACAUGAUAGGCAUGGCCCCGCAGGGCGUGGUCACUUUCGUCUCCAGGGGGUCGCCGGGGAGUGUCAGCGACAAGAGCCUGGCAGAGGGGUGUGGCUUCCUGGGCAAGCUCCUCCCAGGAGACGUGGUCCUGGCCGAUAAGGAUUUGGACAUUGGUGAGUCGGUGGCGGCCCAUGGUGCCCUGCUGAAAAUCACUGGCUGCGAUGGCGGAGAGGGGUCUGAAGGGAGCGAAGAUGUCUCGCUGACAGACAUUUCCCCAGAGAGGCUGAGUGUGCGGAGGCAUGUGGAGAGGGUCGUCUCCAUGGUGAAGCUAAGGUACUCCAUGCUAACUGGCCCAGUGGAGGUCCCCUUCACGGCCGCUGAGCGGUCAUCCAACAUUUUCACUUUUGAUAAGAUUGUGCAGGUUGCCUGUGCCUUAAACAACCUGUGUAUAUCUGCUGCUCCCCUAGAGUGACUCACACUAGUGCUGCUCCAUACGAGCAUUGAUAGCCACUUUAAUUCUUGAACACUUAAAGAAUCUAUAUUUUGGAUGUAAAUGGUAUGAUGUAGAAGUGCCCAGACACUUUUCUUGCAAAACUUACCCCAACCAGCGAUAGAGGUUCUCAUGCUCAUUCUGCGGUUCCAGGGCAUGAAAAGAAAACAUGAACAAAAGCCCCAACAUCACCCAAAUACGUCCUUUUAGGUGUUUUGUAAUUUGUGUAAUUCAGAACUUUAUCUGCAACGUUUAAUUCCAUUUUGUACGGCUUCGAGAGAUACUUCUGUGUGUGCAUGUGAUGGCUAACAUGGAGCAGCCAGAUGGAUAGGUUUACCGCAUCAUAUGGAAUACAACAUUGUGGAUAAAGUUUGAAAUGACACAAUUGCAUGUGUACAACAUCUAAAGACCUGCAUCUGAAUGCAUUUGUUUUGGCACUGCAGAACAAAUAUGAGGUAGGUUAUCACUGGUUGGGGUAAGGUACUCAAAAACAAGUGAAAUUGCAAAAAAAGUGUCUGGGCAUUUGGCCAUAUGCAUCCAAAAUAUAGAUUUAGUUCCUUUAAACAUCCUAGCUCCAUUCUACAAUUCCACUCUUAGAUGCUGGAGAGGGGAACUUUUUAUUUUUUCAACAGAUAAAUUUCAGAGGGAUAUUUGAUGAAUCAAUUUAUCACUUUUCGCUGUAUUACUAUUUUUGCCCCUCUGGAUGUAACUGAGUAAGAAUUUGAAUUACUGAGCUCAUCAGCUUUUUUGAAAUGUGGAUAUAUUUCAGAAGGACAUUCCAACAGUUCCAAGUAUUCUAUGAUUGAAUGUACAUUGUGGUUUUCGACCAUUACUUGGUUCUCAGAGACAUUUGCGUCACUUACAAUGGAUCGAACAGUAGCCUACCGUUUUCCUCAGGUGUUAGUGCUUUAGUUAGAAAUGCUGGUACUGCUGUAACAAAACAGAGAUGUAUUUUUACAUGACACAAUGCCUUCCAUUUCAUAUGACUAACCACGUUUCCAUCCGCAGUUUUUAUGCGAGUAAAGUCAUACUGUAUUAAAAAAAAUCAUGACAGUUUUGAUGGAAACUGGAAGUUUCGGUACAGUUUUAUAAAUGCUGACAGAUAAUUUGUUAGUUCGACAUGGUGGGAUAUUUUAGUGUCGGUAAAAUUAAUUAUGUGAGAUAUGGCGCCGGAAACGCCUUUAUGCUCAAAUAUUGAUAUAAUAAACAUCAAAUUUAAGUAAAUUUGGAGUCACGCGAUGAUAUGUUGUGUGGUCCUCCCACUCCGACUCGGGAAACCAUGCCGUUUAUUAGGCUACAGAUGAAAUAAAUUAUGAUGAACUUAACAGGGUAGUGGAAGUGCACUGUGAUCUUGAUGCUCCUUUCCAAUAAAUAUCGAGUCUUAUUCUGGUGACAUGAUAAUCGAUGCUUGACUUCCGUUUGACAAAUAUAUUUUUCUCGCUCUUAUCCUUAAUAAUCUCAUCACAGCCUACCCACACUUUAUCUACGAGCUGUUGUCUAGAGCGCACGUGCCAAGGCCAGAAUAGGAACAUUUGCUAUUUAAAGCCACAGUUUUUGUGACAUAACUAUUGGCGGAGUUGAAAAUGCAUGGAAACAUAUUGAACUUUAGAUUUGUAUUCAGUACAUGAAAACAUAAGCGAAAAAGUACAUUUUGUGUGUACAUCAUCACGAACUGAUUUUUAUCCGUAAAAAAAGUAAAUUUGGUGGAAAUGCACCACUGGGAAAAUGUGUAUAUUUUCCUUAUGCAGAUUCUAGAGUAUUCGUAUGAAAAUCUGUCGCCAAUUGGAUAGAAAUAUAGAUCAUGUCUAAAUGUCCUCAACAAGUACUAAUGUAGGCUAAAACUUUUUGUCACUUAUGUUGUGGUUUAUACAUUCUCUGAGCAUGAGUUAAGUGUAUUUAUGUUUUCACGUCCAGUUUGUUCAUGUUAAUAGUGCUGACUGGUGUCCGUCUGUAAGGACUGUCUGUGUAAUGUCUUUGGUUCUGUUGAUUGAGAGGUGCUGGGAAUUUAAUGAUGCAGUUUAGGUGCCUCUUUGUAGAAUCUGAGAGUGAAAUACUUUUCCACUUGUCUCUAACAUGUAGGCUCAGCAUUCCCGAACAGUUCCAUUACAAAUCAGAAUGUUGAACAAACUUACUUUAAAUUUACUUUACGUGUGUCUGAGGUAAUCUCAUACAAAAUCCAGAGGGAAGUGUGUAAAACCCGACCUUCAGUACCCUGGUCUGUAUAUCGGUUGUAUUUUUAAUACCGAUGCAAUUCGUGUAACCGAUGUGAAAUGGUUAGCGGUGGUGCGCGCUAAUCGCCUUUCAAACGGUGACGUCACUCGCUUUGAGACCUUGAAGUAGUGGUUCCCUGUUACAUUCGCAUGUGACAAACACUUGCACAAUAUGGUGGCAAACACUUCCAGCAGAUUGCGAAGAAACGUGUUUCGGACUCCUACAUUUGGUUACAGUCGGCUACUGUUUACAUAUUGUGCAUCACAUGCAAUGCGUCAAGAGAGAAAAUAAUAAAAAUUCGCGUAAACAACAAUACUGUGGACACCCUACCACCACCUCUCCGACUCCCCAAAUACGCUAAAACGGAUGCGCGCACACAUACACACCACCUCAUUGCAGAGUCCUACUUGGAAGACUACAUUUGCGUUCUAGAGGACUGCCAUGAACAUGAUGCUGCUCAUUUGCAUAUAAGUACCUAUUUUGUUUGAAUAUAGAAGGUCAUGUGUAGGAACUUGAAUAUUUGAGUGAUCUUUCUACUGUGUGCAGCCGUGGGGUGAUGCGGCGCACUCUACGCUGAUAAGACUAGUCUUUGCCAUGUUACAGCCCUAUUCGGACGGGUAUUACUAGAGACGUUGGUUUUGUAAUUAUCCAAGCAUGUGCGUUAUUCCAGAGAACGAUUCACACAUGAUUAGUUUUUCCAAAUUGUCCCCUGUAAUUCUUGUUUUUUCCAACGCCAGUAGGUUUUUAUUGUAGGCGAGAACGUCAACAUGAUAGAUAUGCGAUAAUAGGCUACACUGAACACGUGCUUGGCUGCCAAAUGUAAAGGUCUCUCCAUAAAUUUACAUGGAUGAAGUGUGAUCAUAAUCAUUCUUUUAGCGAUCCAUCCAUGGUAGACGUCCUUACUAAUAACAAUUCCCCACAUCUAGCUGAUUUGAGAUGCUGGACCGUAUUUGCACUUGGCAACUUCACUCUCUCAUCCAUAACUAGUCAUUUCCCAAAAAGUUUAAUGGGGAUGCUGCUUUGCGAUCUAUUGCAUAGGACAGGGCUCUCCAACCCUGUUCGUGGAGAGCUACCAUUCUGUAGGUUUUCACUCCAAACCUAAUCUAGCGCAUCCGAUUCAAUACUUAGCUGGUUGAUAAACUGAAUCAGGUUAGUUACAACUUGGGUUGGAGAGAACCUACAGGAUGGUAGCUCUCCAGGAACAGGGUUGGAGAGCCCUGUCCAUGGACAUCAAUAGCCAGGCAGGGUUGUAUUAAAUGAGCGAUAGACAAUACUUUGUAUUGCACAUUUAGGCCUAAUUAAAGUGAUGCAUUUGGCGAUGUUAAACUUGAAUUCACUGGCUAAACUAUUCUUCAUAGUGCCAUACUCGGAGCCUAAUAUAAACUUUAUUCUACUUUUGAAUUUACGAGGCAUCGCUAAAUAUCCUGCGCGCACGGUUCUGACCAUUUCUGUCUGCCCCGAUCCUCUUCCUCGCCUGCGCCUCUUUCUCUUCACUAUGAACAACGCCAGUGUUUGGUCUUCUGUCUGUUGCAUGUAGAAUAGUUUACCUACUAAUUGAUAUCCCCUACUUUAAUGAACUUGCGCAAACCAAGAAAUUGCGAAAUACAGCAUUGCGAUACCCUAAAUAGUUUGAUUACCGAUGUACGGAUCUGACGUUUGCCUGUGCACCUCCAUCAUUCGUUCUCAUGCUAGCUCGCUCUUUCUUUCUUUUCUGUGAAAUAGACUACGGAAAAUAGUUUCCCCCGUUGCAAAAAUACUGAAUCUUGAGUCGAUUCCGAAGCUUGACACCCAAAAAUGUGAGUCGACUCCCUACCUAGGUGUCAGAGACAUGCUAUAGCACAACAUGCUUUCUUCUCAUUGCUUAAAUGCACAGCAUAGGCAUGUAUUUAAUUAAUUUGCUAUUCAUGCGUUAAAGCUCUGACACACUGGUAGGAUUGUCAAACGUUUGCCUGCCGACAGUAUUUAGCACCUCUGAAUGGUGUCAGCCGUCAAUCUCUUUUGUGUUCACACAGCAAAGACCUUGAAAGUUGUCAGCCACUCAACCAUAUUAAAAUACUCCAAACCAGAAGGUGGCAAUGCUAUCUGUGCAUAUUGCUUAUGGUCUAGCUAUCUGCGCUAAUGUUGCUAUUUUGUAGAAAGCCCUUGUUGAUACUAGCUAGAUGACGAGAACACAAUUUAAUUCUUUUUCCGUAAUCCCAUAGCCAAAAUGUUUUGCUAGCUAACCUUGGCAUAUUCACCAGCUAGCACAAUGAGCUAGCUAGCUAAGGACACUGGACUAACUAACUCUGCAGUUAGCUAAUCCAUUGUGAUUGAAUUAUGUCAAUACUAGUUAGUGGUUAGCUAUCUUGGAGGAAGUAUUUAGUGUUGUAUUUCACCCCCCCCCCCCCCCCCCCCUUUUCGGCUUGCACACAUGGGGGUUCAUGCUCUCUAGUUGGCUCAAAGUGAUGUUGUUGGCCACUGACAAGAGUAUAGAUUCUACAAGUACAAUCAUUAGACUAGGUCGGCAUGCAGCAGGUACAGCUUUUCUUCUGUCAACAGAAAGAACGACAUCCUACUGUUAUUCAUUUCAAAAGAUGAAUUUGUUGCACUACUCUUGUGUUAUUUAGCUGUGCAAUGUUCUUGUGUAUGAAAAGCAUUUAAGACCCAUAGCCUACCCUAUUCCAUGAUGCAAAUUAUUGUCAAGGGUUAUUGGUUGUGUUCAUUAUUUGUCCAUGAAUAUAAACCAAAUAUUAAUA